AUGUGAGACUGUAUGCAAAGUACCCAGGAGCAAGCUCUGCACUUGGAAGGGGAUCUCAAUCCUUCUACAGUCCCAAUGUCCACUUUAGCAUCUAAGAAAAUGCCCAAAAGCAUUUCAAUAUCCAAACAGCUGGCUUCAAUAAAAGCUCUCAGGAAGGGCUCAGAUCUGGAAAACACUAUUGCCAUCACUGCUCUGACUUUCAGAAAUUCUUCUGACCCUGAUGGUAAACUUGAAAAAGCUACUGCCAAAAAUCUGCUACAAACCUAAUUUAGGAAUUUCACAGAGGGACAAGAAACCAACCCAAAAUACAAAGACCUUCUUUCUGAACUUGAUGAGCAUACAGAAAACAAGUUUGAUUUUGAGGAUUUCAUGAUCUUACUGUUAAACAUCACUGUAAUGUCAGAUUUGCUACAAAAUAUAUGGAAUGUAAAAAUGAUCAAAUAAACAGCUUUAACUAUGCAGUUAGGCAAAAUAAUGACCAAAGACAGUGUUAAAUAAUUAAAGAUUGUCUCCCUUUUUUUUUCAACUAAUUGAUAUCCUGACAUGCAUCUGGGAUAGCAUGGCUGGUUCUGAUUGCUAAUACUCAGACCUAAUAUAACUCCAAACUCCACACAUACUCUUCAGAAAUUUCUGAAUAAUAUGAUCUCUUGCUGUUUCACAACAUAAAAGAUUUAUACCAUUGAAUAUCACAUUACUCUUGCUGAGUCGAU
Messenger RNA from Phyllostomus discolor (pale spear-nosed bat), 710 nucleotides. RefSeq names its product sentan, cilia apical structure protein (gene SNTN). The record is from RefSeq and is a predicted model, not a curated record. NCBI's taxonomy places the organism in Eukaryota, Metazoa, Chordata, Mammalia, Chiroptera, Phyllostomidae. The transcript has 4 exons. Gene Ontology annotation, molecular function: transition metal ion binding.